AAGUACCUACCUACCUACCUUACCUUACAUUCCCACAUACGGAUAACAUACCUCUCCAAAGAUACGAUAAUUGCUCCGUACCGCUGGCCCUACACGUCUCUUUCCGCGUUCCCUCAAGAUCCCGACCUCAAGUCCCUCAAGUCCCUCCGUCUCCAGUCUCUCGCCUCGCUCAGGACCCACGAUCUUGUUCCGCCUCGAUCUGUUCCUCGUGUCUCUUGCGCGCUCUCCUGAACCAUUCCCUCUCUCUCUCUCUCCCGCCCUCUGCCACGGCCUACUUCUAGACAUCCUCAUUUAUCAGUUCGCACGCACGUAGAAAGUAGCAAACACUUCUGUCCUCUCGUCCUUCUGCCACAACAGACUUUGCUGCUACCACACCUCCAACUCCAACCCCAACUUCAAGCCGCGAGCUUUCGUCCCAUCCAUCGCCAUCCAAAGUCAAUUGGUAGCUUCAUUGCACCCGCGCAUUCUCACCCUCUUAUCUCAAUCCACAAUGGCGUCGUCCAACGAAGCCGUGACCAUCGAGUCGCUACCCGAGCUUCUCAAGAAUGACAACAAGGUCAAGCUUGCCGGUAUCGAUGUCGACGGCAUGCUCCGAGGAAAGCUGGUGUCCAAGAACAAGUUCCUGUCCGUCGCCAAAUCGGGCUUUGGCUUCUGUUCUGUCAUCUUUGGCUGGGAUAUGCACGAUAUGACGUACAUCAAGGAGCUCAAGAUCAGCAACGCCGAGAACGGCUACCACGAUCUGAUUGCCAUCCCUGAUCUCUCUAGCUUCCGCCGCAUACCCUGGGAGGAUAAUGUGCCCUUCUUCCUCGUCAGCUUCUUCGACCCGGAUACCCAAGAGCCCAUUUGCGCGUGCCCUCGUGGUCUGCUAAAGAAUGCUCUAGCCAAGUUGCAAGCCAAGGGCUACGGUGCCAUGGCUGGAGCCGAAUACGAGUUCUACCAAUUCAAGGCGCCUACCCGCUCCGCCGAAACCUCGAGCUCAACGGCCGGAUACUUGCAAGAGAACCCCCCGCAAGCUUUGCCGUCCCUAACAGAGGGCAUGUUUGGCUACAGUUUGACCCGGACGGUGCACAACAAGGACUACUUCUAUGACAUUUUCGAGACUUGUUCUCAGUUCAAGUGUGAUAUCGAGGGUUGGCAUACGGAGAGUGGCCCUGGUGUCUUUGAGGCCGCGCUUGAGUUUGGAGAGAUUGCACAGAUGGCCGACAGAGCAAGCUUGUUCAAGUACGUUGUCAAGUCGGUCGCAACGAAAUACGGCAUCACGCCGUGCUUCAUGGCGAAACCAAAGCAGGGCUUGCCUGGAAACAGCGGACACAUGCACGUUUCCAUUGUCGAUAAGGAUGGCAAGAAUCUUUUCGCUCGGGAGACGAUGGACGAGAAUGCGCCGUACCCCGACGUCGCCAAUCUCUCCGACCUGGGCCGGCAUUUCCUGGCCGGCUUGCUGGAGGGUCUUCCAGAUGUCAUGACCAUGUUGGCGCCAACAGUCAACUCCUACAAACGCCUUGUCGAGAACUUUUGGGCGCCAGUGACAGUAUCAUGGGGCUUGGAGCACAGAGCAGCAUCAAUUCGCCUCAUCGCCCCACCGACAUCGAAGCCUGGCGCAACGCGAUUCGAAGUUCGUGUCCCGGGCGCAGACACCAACCCUUUCUUCGUUCUGGCGGCAAUUCUUGCCCUCGGAUGGCGGGGUGUGGAGAAGAAGCUGGAGAUCCCCGUCCCGCCUUUGGGCAAGGGCGAGGAUGUUGGCGGUAAAGCUGACAAGGGCGUGCGGCUUGCAAAGAGUCUGCGUGAAGCAAAUGAUCGAUUCAUGCGAAAGGAGAGCAUUGCAAGAGAAGUGUUCGGUGAUGACUUUGUCGAUCAUUUUGGUGGAACAAGAGAUCACGAAAUUCGGGUCUGGGACGAGGCUGUGACAGACUGGGAGGUAAAACGGUACAUCGAAACGGUCUAGUCGUUGGGAGUUUGGCGGAGCGCGUUUUUCUACUACCUACUUGUUUGGACUUUUUUAAGAUAUUUUAUCCCAUAUCGGAUCAGCCCGGGAAAGACGUCAAGCCACGCGACUAUGGAGCUCGUCGAAGCCCUUGCCGUCUCACGAGAUGGACGGGGGUCACCGUCACAUUUCCACUUCCCUUGCCUUGGCUGCGCAUCCUCACCUACUUUGCCCGGCGUUGUUCAAAGGGACCCUAUCUAGAUACCCUCUUCAAAUGCCGACAUAUUGAUAUACGUAUGAGCAGCGCCAGCCGCGGCUGUUUAGCCAUCUGAUAUUGGCUGGCGAAAUCGUGUUCGAGAAAGGCUUUUGCUGUGCAGGGUGAAGGAUAACAUGGAGGUGAGGUUGAUUGGUGAUGUGGGAUGCACCUUUUGUGACAACUUGGUGCGUUGGUGCAUAACGGUGACGAGCGAGCGAACCACUGAUCCAAUCCCAGAAGGGGGGCGCUCGAAGCUUAUGUUGAGACCCAUUACCUCUGAGCGGCGCGCCGAGGUGCCUUUCAACUGGGUCGUACAUGCAAAUGAUGUGAUGGAGCUGGCGUACGAUUUGUUGGCUGCUGCGAGUGGUCACAUCCCUUUCAUUGGCUUGCGAUAGCUGAGUUGAGGCCUCAUGUCGGUCAAGUUCGCCGCCCGUGACAAGUUGGAGACGUGAGUCAAGAGAGAGGCUCAAGUUCGUUGGUCGCGCCGCUGCUGCGCUACCCCUCUCCUCCCCUCUCUCAGAGGCAAUGCCAGACAGGGGACGCUGCAGCAGCAACCGGAAGCUCCGAUGCGAGUGAAAGCUCGGUGUCCAUUCAUUCUCAAGCUGCACUCUGCAAGGUCCUCUUAAACUGUGUUCAUGAAAAGCCAACGACUGGUGAGGUGGGAAACACUGUCUUUGUGGGCGGCGUU
Colletotrichum scovillei is the source of this 2865-nucleotide messenger RNA. RefSeq names its product glutamine synthetase. NCBI's taxonomy places the organism in Eukaryota, Fungi, Ascomycota, Sordariomycetes, Glomerellales, Glomerellaceae. The transcript is spliced from 4 exons. Gene Ontology annotation, molecular function: glutamine synthetase activity. The coding region runs from base 491 to 1942 and encodes 483 amino acids. The record is from RefSeq and is a predicted model, not a curated record.